Plasmodium malariae is the source of this 1893-nucleotide messenger RNA. Its product is annotated as STP1 protein. The record is from RefSeq and is a predicted model, not a curated record. Bases 1 to 1893 code for a protein of 630 amino acids. Lineage: Eukaryota; Apicomplexa; Aconoidasida; Haemosporida; Plasmodiidae. The transcript has 5 exons.
AUGGAAAAUUGUUCUUCCAGAGACUAUAGUGGUUUGGGAUCUGGAGCAUCACAAUAUCUUAUGAAAAAAGAAUUUUUGCAAGCUCUAAAACAAAUUCCAUCUCUCACUGCUUCCUUAAAGACAAAGACAUCUAAAAACGAAUUUAGAAAAGAAUGCUUAGAUUUGGUUAAUUUUCUAAUUAAGAAAAAGGAUGACCCUCCAGCUUUCACUGAACGAAAACGUUGGGUACCGGUCCUUAGGAAUUAUUUUAAACAUAGAUUUGACAAGAUUACUCAACAUGGAGGUUGUCCUAUGAUUUUUGAACAGAAAGAACGAGAUAUUUUAGAAUUAAAAUAUAAUGCAUUAGAUUUCUGCGAAUUAAAUAAUCAUAUAGAAAAAACUAAUAAGAAGGAACAUUUCCAGAAUAAGAGAAAUCUCAUUCAUGAAAGUUGCAUAUUUAAAAGCUCAUCAUCACAAUUUCCAAAAAGAGAAUGCAAUAUACUAAAUCCUAAAAUAUUUAAUAAGCCUCCUCAAUGCAUAUUAUCGGAACCAGUUGUAUCUAGUCACCUUCCACCUAAAGAAAAUACAUUAAGCUCACCAAAUGUAGAUCAAAUUAAAACGGAAGUUUUUUCUGCACCUGAAGCGGAACAUCCAUCUGGAAAGACAUAUGAUAGUUCACCUGAUAGUUCGCCUUUUAAUAUACCUGAUAGUUCCAUUGUUGAUUCUCCAGACGGUCCAUCUUCAGAUCAAUCUCAACUUCAGACAACAACUGAAGACACUUCGAUGGAAAAUUUAACUCUGAAAAUCAAGUACGCAUUAAUAGGAAAGUUUAAAAAAAAGAAAAAUAUAAGAAGACAAAUUAAAUUUCUCAGAAUACUACUACCUUCACACUCUGACAAGAAAGACAAGUUUUUAUCAGAUGAUCAUUUAGAUCAGCCAAUAUAUGAUGAUGAGGAGAUCAUAAAAAAAUUAAAAAUAUAUGAACAUAACACUAUAAAAAAUACAAAUAUGUUAAAGAGAAAAAAAGAAAGAUCCAAAACUAUUAUAGAAGUACAUAUGGAAGUACUCGAGGAAUUCAGAAAUGAAGAAUGGGAAUUGAACAAAGGAGAAUUUCUAACAAUAUGUCUAGAAAUAUUCAAAAAUGAGGAACGUAGAUCCUAUCCUAAUUUGAUAAAUGACUAUCAAAUAGAAAAUAUUCAAUGCAGCAGUGAUAAUGAAGAAACAAAUAUUCUGUGGAAUAAAUGGAUAGAAAGGCAUAGAAAUCUUUCUGAAAAAUUGAAAAAAGAACAUUGGUUUAAUAAUUUGAAAAAUGAAUGGAAAAAAGAAAAAUCUAAGGUAAAAAAAAUGGAAGAAUUAAAAAAUAAAUCUUCAAACGAAAAUCAAAAAGUUUCAUUUUUAGAAGGAGAAAAAGAUAUAUGGAGACAGUGGAUAUCAAACAAGAGUAAAAUUGUAGAACACUAUCUGGAACAGGACUGGUUUAAGGGAUUAACAGAUGAAUUUUAUAAUAUUUUAGAUGAAUAUGAAAAUGAAGAAACUAAAAAUUGUGUGUCACUAAUAAGUAUAGAAGAAAUGGAACAUAACAAAAGUUGUGAAGAAUUAUAUAAAUAUAUUAAAAAAAAAUUAUUAUCAAAAUUGUGUAUACUUGUAUUUAUGACAAUAUUAGAAGAAUGCAAAAAUGAGAAAAAUGUAGAAAAUUACGAAUCAUAUUUAGAUAGUUCCAUAAAUGAAUCUAUUACAUUAGAAAACUCAAAUAGAAAAGCAGAAAUCUUAGAAGACACAACGGAAUUCAAAAAUGAUGUUUUGGAGUAUAGAGUUAAUGAGGAAAUUCCUGCUUAUAAAGGACAGAACUGUUUUAUGCUAGAGAUAAAAGAUUGGAUAAAAGAAAAUGACGCACAUAUAAAUGUUACGGAUUAA